This is a messenger RNA of Antechinus flavipes (yellow-footed antechinus), 10886 nucleotides long. RefSeq names its product ADAMTS like 3 (gene ADAMTSL3). Gene Ontology annotation, cellular component: extracellular matrix. The transcript is spliced from 30 exons. The record is from RefSeq and is a predicted model, not a curated record. NCBI's taxonomy places the organism in Eukaryota, Metazoa, Chordata, Mammalia, Dasyuromorphia, Dasyuridae. Gene Ontology annotation, molecular function: metalloendopeptidase activity. Gene Ontology annotation, biological process: extracellular matrix organization. Bases 3649 to 8919 code for a protein of 1756 amino acids.
UGCCUCUGAAACAUACUCUGGGACAGUAAGCAAGUCCCUAGAGUCACACUGUCUCUGAGCAGCUCCUUUAAUUGAUAGACCAGUUUGGAAUUUUCAUGCAUGGAGGAAGUAUCAAUACUUAUGAAAUCACAGGUGUAUACAGGUCUGUGUUCUCAGAUUUGGAAAGUUUGUUUUUCAGUCCAAACCUAUGUCCCCAUUUAGAAAUAAGAGAAAUUGUCAGGACAAGUGCCCUUUUCAUAUUGUAAAGAAUGUAUUUUUAAUAUAGUCAAAAUCUGUAUGUAUCACUCUCGAGAAUUAGGCUCUCUCUUUUCCCUCCUUACCAUCCUGUGAGGAUUUGUGAAAAAACAUGCAGUGAGGAUUCGCCACAACCCGUUUAGAAGUUUCUGAUAAUGCCUUCAGACUCUUCCAUCCUCUCUUCUGAGAAAUACUGCCUGGGAGUGAAAAAAGCUUACUAAAGUGUGAAUUCAGGUUCCUGGAAGUAAGCAAGCUAAUGGGUCAUGUGCAGUAUGUCUCGCUUUGUAAAUAAGGAAUAAAAAUGCUUUAUUGGCCAUAAGCUAUUUCAAGUGCCAGAGCUGAGUGUUUUACAAAUGGUAAUGCAUAGAAAUGUUUUUAUUGAAUUAAAAUUUGAAAACACUUUUCAAGUAUUCCUUUGUGGUGCUUCCAACCCAAAUAUUGCAACAUUGAGGGCAUAAGAAACAAGUAGGAAGACAGACUAAACAGACUGCUUCGUUUUAUGGGCCAAAGUGAAUGACAUGCAAAAGAGGAACGAGGUAAAAUUUAUUUUAAACCUUGUUUUUGAACUGAAGGCCCGUGUAAGACAGUGCGAUGUUUAUCCCAACACGAUCCCUUCCGUAUAUAGUAUCCUUUCACUUCUACUGCUACGAAUUAUGUAACAACAGUCAAACCCCAGUCCGCCAAAAACCCUUAGGGAAAUGAGUCACUUGGGAAGGCUGAGUUUUCCAGAUAGUUGAAGGCUUUUCUCAAACUAUUUUUUUUUUUUUUUUUACUUUUAUUGGGCCUCAAGAAAAAAUCAGGGUGCUUUAGUUGGAUCUUUUUUUGUUGUUUCUAAUCUCUACUCCAUCAUUCCCUGUCUUCCAUUAGUUUAACAAUCAGAUUGCUCUUAUGAGUUUGUAAGCUUGCUUUCUACAAAAAUCAUAUUUUCCCUCUGGAACCAUGUUUUUAAUCAUGAAUAAAGUCCUUUCAAACACCUUUAGAUUUUUUUUUUUUUUUAAGUUGGAGAGUUGGGAGGUGGGUGGGUGAAGAAACAGAUUUUACUUGAGGUUAUAAUUUUAUUUUCAAAGAAGUUAUUUCAACCUCACAAGUAGUUCACUUAAUUUUCCUUUCCCUAGAAGUGUGCUAGGUAUAAAUUUAAUUGGGGAGGGAAGAGUAAUGGCUAAUAAUGAUAGCUCACAUUUAUAUCUCAUUAAUGUUUGCAUUAUCUUAUUUGAUCCUCAUAACAACCCUGGAGGCAGGUGCUAUUAUUCUCAUACCGAUGAGGAAAUAGACUCUGGGAAGUUGUGACUUGUCCAAAGUCACUUAGUACAAAAAGGAGAUAGGAUUUCAGGAACCUAGGUCCUUAGGAUUCCAACGUCAACAGGUUGGAGUCAUUAUGUAAUAAUGGUGUCUGGCUCAUGUGUGGGAACAGCUUUCUCCAUCUUUGUUGUUGCUUAAUGUAAGCCUGGCCCAAACCAUCUCCACUCAUAUGGCUGCUAGCAGCGGAGCCCUGUGCAGCGGCUUCAGAAACAAGUACGGUUAAAUACUGCAGGGGUGGCUAUCUCGCAACGGCCACGCUGUCCUUCCCUUCCUUUAUUCCCUCCCUACACCAGUUUUAUAUUUGGCAUGUCCCAGUACAUCUUGUGUUCUGCUCCGUGUCUGUUUUAUUUUUUCUUCGGCUCAUGCUACUCAUUACCUCGGCUUCUCUAAUGAUAGGUACGAUUCGGCUUGCAGAGGAGCAGGGCUCUCUAGCUUUUUAUAAUUGGGGUAGGUCCACGGUAGAAAAAGGUGAGUUACGGCACGGGAAAGAAAACAGUACUUGUCAAUAGCAGAUACUUAAUAAACGCCCGUUAACUCAUCUGUACCCGAAAGCAAACAAAACUUCGAAGCUAACAGAAGAGAGUCUCUAUUUGUAAUUCCAUGGGCAUAGGUCCACAUACUCCCCCGUCAUUUCCUUUUCCACUCCGUCUUUUUUUGGAGUUGCCCAGGGCACGCAGAAGUUGAAAGAUUCGUGUAGGGAUCCCAAAGCCAAGACGGAUCAGGGGCGGAACUUGAAUCCAGGCCUUCUUGGCCCUCAAAAGCCAGCUCUCUCUCCACCAGCCACCUCCCUUCUUAGUCUACACAUAAUUACAAAUGAAAAACCUCCACCACAUUUGGCAAAGAAUCCCGAACUCGGCCUAACCAUCCUGCCCUCGCUUCACCAGUCCACGUCGCAAGCCCCCUCCAGCCAAACGAGGAGUCUAGCGCUUCCCAACUGCAAGCGCUCCAGCUAGGAGCACUUGUUCCACCAGAGGCCGCUCGGCUCCCAGCUAAUGGGGAGGCUGGUGUGCCCUCGCGGAAGUGUGAGCAAUUUGGAAAAGUUUCCAGCUCAGCAUAUUUUAGCAAGCCCUUCAUCGCUUAUGUUUGGUGCGUACUUUCAGUGUCCAUGGCACACGUACAAGAGCAAGGAGUUUUACUGUCCUUGUCGGUUUCAUGUACUAGGUGCGUGUGUCUCCCGAGCUCCCAAAAAGGACGAGGUGAAGGUAAAAAUUAUUUUAAUGGCUUGGACCCAUCACAGCCAAGGAGCUGGAUAAAAAGUUAGCCACUAGGGUUUUCGCUGUUUUAAAUAUUAUACCAUGGCAUAACGCUCUCAAAUUUUACAGGCACAAGACAGAUGUUUAAGGUAAAACUCUAUUAAACCUCUGGGCAGUACUUGAGUAUGUUUUGAUCUUUAGGUUUAUUAUUCCUUAGUCUACCUUGUCCUCCACGCUGCAAAGGCUCUCAAGUUUGUUUUGCAACAUAUUCCUCCUCCCCACCCUUCCCUCGCAUGCUGGUUACGUUUUGUAACGCUGCAGCAUUUCCACCAUAACACGCCCGGGGCUGUAAUCCCUGCCUUUGGCACGACACCUGGCAGGAGCCAUUGGGCAAGGAAUGGCUUCCUGCAAACUCGGGCUAGGAGGAUUCUGACCAAGUCUCCUAGCCUAAGGUACGUUAUUCAUUGAGCAGUCACCUGCCCCCAGGGGAAGCGGGGCCUCUGGACCCUUUCCCCCUAACUCUUGGUGGGGUUGCCGGGUAGUUCUGCUGCAGAGGAUAGUGACUGUGUGUGACGGAUGGAGAGAUGCCUCGGUUAUGGGAAGCCGUCUUGGAGCCUAAACUCCAUUCUGGGACAGUGGGCAUCUGGGAGGGGGUGGGGGGUAAGUCUUCAGUGGGGGUGGGGAUCGUGGUCCAGUGCACUUGCUCUGGUGCUACAGGUGGCGGCGCGCGCGCUCUCCCGAGUCUGGCUCCCGCAAGUGCUCCGCGCCGGGGCAGUCCCAGGAGUGGGGAUAGGAGGGGAGGGCUGGGGGUUGGGAGGGGGGUGUUGGGUGGAAUGGAGAGGUGGGGCAGCCUCGGCUCCAGCACCAUUUAACAUCUUGGCGCUGCGACGCCGCGGGUUGGAGACCGACGUGCAGUAAGGUCAUGCUUCUCUGGGCUCCGAAGGAGACGGCAUCAUCCCCAGUGGUGGUGACGGGAUCGCAACUGCUCUCCUUGCAGCCUCCAACUGAGUUGGAACGGCCUUUGGGUGGAAGCGACAGAGUACAGGUCAGCGGUGCAAGGCAGAAAUCAAGCCUUCUGAGAUCAGGAGCCAUGAUGCUGCCAAAGAUCUUCUGGUGGUUGGGCAUCUGGAUUGCCAUUAUAUUCUGCACACUCUUACAGGCAAGGGCAGAGAAGUCAACAGGGGCAUAUUUCCUGCCUGAAUUUGCCCUUUCUCCCCAAGGAAGUUUUCUUGAAGAUACAACAGGGGAGCAGUUCCUCACUUAUCGUUAUGAUGAUCAGACAUCAAGAAUUACAAGGUCAGAUGAAGAUAAGGAUGGUGGCUGGGAUGCCUGGGGUGAGUGGAGUGAUUGUUCCCGGACCUGUGGUGGAGGAGCAUCAUACUCUCUGAGGAGGUGUUUGAAUGGAAGGAGCUGUGAAGGGCAGAAUAUUCGAUAUAAAACCUGCAGCAAUAAUGACUGCCCUUCUGAUGCUGGUGACUUCAGAGCUCAACAGUGUUCAGCCUAUAAUGAUGUCCAGUACCAAGGCCAUUACUAUGAAUGGCUUCCUGUCUAUGAUGAUUCCGCUGCACCAUGUGCCCUUAAGUGCCAGGCUCGAGGGCAAAACUUGGUUGUGGAAUUGGCCCCCAAAGUUCUUGAUGGGACUCGCUGCAACAUAGACUCCUUGGAUAUGUGUAUUAGCGGUAUUUGUCAGGCAAUAGGAUGUGAUCGACAGCUUGGGAGCAAUGCCAAGGAAGACAACUGUGGCGUCUGUGCGGGAGAUGGAUCAACAUGCAGACUUGUGAGGGGACAGUCUAAGUCCUAUGUUUCUCCUGAAAAAAGGGAAGAAAAUGUGAUUGCUGUUCCACUGGGAAGUCGAAGUGUGAGGAUUACUGUGAAAGGACCAGCCCACCUCUUUAUUGAAUCAAAAACCCUUCAAGGAAGCAAAGGAGAGCACAGCUUUGCUGCCCCUGGAGUUUUUGUUAUAGAAAAUACUACAGUUGAAUUUCUGAGAGGGUCUGAUAGGGAAACGUUCAAGAUUCCGGGACCUCUGGGAGCAGAUUUCAUCUUCAAGACCAGGUAUACUACCUCCAGAGACAGCGUGGUCCAGUUCUUCUUCUACCAACCUAUCAGUCAUCAGUGGAGACAAACUGACUUCUUUCCCUGCACUGUAACAUGCGGAGGAGGAUAUCAACUCAACUCUGCUGAAUGUGUGGAUGUUCGCUUGAAGCGAGUUGUUCCUGACCAUUAUUGUCACUACUACCCUGAGAACACAAAACCAAAGCCAAAACUAAAGGAAUGCAGCAUGGAUCCGUGCCCUUCCAGUGAUGGAUUUAAAGAAAUUAUGCCCUAUGACCACUUCCAGCCUCUCCCUCGCUGGGAACAUAAUCCUUGGACAGCAUGCUCGGUGUCCUGUGGUGGAGGGAUCCAGAGGCGGACCUUUGUUUGUGUGGAAGAGUCUAUGCAUGGAGAGAUAUUGCAAGUGGAAGAGUGGAAAUGCAUGUAUGCCCCUAAACCCAAGGUGAUGCAAACUUGCAAUCUUUUUGAUUGUCCCAAGUGGAUUGCCAUGGAGUGGUCUCAGUGCACAGUGACAUGUGGUCGAGGGUUAAGAUAUCGAGUUGUCCUUUGUAUCAAUCAUAAUGGACAACAUGUUGGGGGCUGCAAUCCACAACUCAAGUUACACAUCAAGGAGGAAUGUAUCAUCCCAGUUCCAUGUUAUAAACCAAAAGAAAAAAAUCCAGUGGAAGCCAAAUUACCCUGGUUCAAACAAGCCCAAGAACUGGAAGAGACCAGAACAGCAGCGUCAGAAGAACCAACGUUUAUUCCUGAACCUUGGUCAGCCUGCAGCACCACCUGUGGUCCAGGUAUCCAAGUCCGAGAGGUCAAAUGUCGGGUUCUGCUUACAUUCACUCAGACAGAAACAGAACUGCCUGAGGAAGAAUGUGAAAGCCCUAAACCAUCCACCGAACGGCCUUGUCUCCUUGAAGCAUGUGAUGAAGUCCCUGCUGCACGUGGACUGGAUUUCUCGCGGCAUGAAAAGCACAGUGAAACUAUUUAUGAUUGGGAGUAUGUUGGUUUUACUCCUUGCUCAGCUACAUGUUUGGGAGGCAAACGAGAAGCCAUAGCUCGAUGUCUACACAUCCAGACCCAGCAAGCUGUCAACGAUACACUGUGUGACCUAGCCCAUCGUCCCCCUGCAAUGACUCAGGGUUGCAACACCGAUCCCUGUCCUCCAAGGUGGCAAACAGGGUCCUGGAGACCAUGCUCCGCAACUUGUGGUGUGGGAAUACAGACCAGAGACGUGUACUGCCUGCAGCCCGGGGAACCCCUAGUCCCUUCUGAAGAGUGCAAAGAUGAAAAGCCUCAUGUUUUGCAAGCUUGCAAUCAGUUUGACUGUCCCCCUGGCUGGCACAUAGAAGAGUGGCAACAGUGUUCUAGGACCUGUGGUGGAGGAACUCAGUAUCGGAGAGUGACCUGUAGGCAGCUGCUGACAGAUGGCAGCUUUCUGAACCUGUCGGAUGCAUUGUGUCAAGAACCUAGAGCAUCAUCCCAUAAGUCCUGUGCAAGAACUGACUGUCCACCUCAGUUAGUUUUAGGAGAGUGGUCCAAGUGUUCUGUAACUUGUGGUGUUGGGAUUCAGAGAAGGAAGCCCAUCUGUCAAAAGCUGACCUCCAAAGGUCGCAACAUCACACUUAGCGGGUCACUGUGUAGGGGUCGGCUGCAUGCGCCUCUCGUAAGGUCUUGCCGGAUGACAAUGUGUAAUAUGAUAAAGCCAGAUGUUAUACCAAAAUAUGGUGCCCAGGGUCCUCAGAUCCUUGGAAUCAAAAGAGUCUACAUUCAGACAAGAGAAGAAAAACGUAUUAAUUUCACAAUAGGUGGAAGGGCUUAUCUACUUCCCAAAACAUCUGUGGUCAUCAAGUGCCCGGUAAGAAGGUUCCAAAAGUCUCUCAUCCGGUGGGAAAAAGACGGACAGCGUUUGCAGAACUCCAAAAGACUUGGGAUAACCAAGUCAGGUUCAAUGAAGAUUCAUAGCCUUGAAGCCAGUGAUAUUGGACUGUAUCGGUGUAUUGCGGGGCCUGUGCAGGAAACAUUUAUUCUCAAACUAAUUGGUACUGAUAACCGACUCAUAGAACCCCCAGCCUUCCGAGAUCACCUCCUUGAACAUGGCAGGAUAGACCAUAAUGAAGCUAAUAGUUUGGGAGCCACGUGGCAUAAAAUGAGACAAAUAUGGAGUCAACAAAAUGAACUGUAUCUGGAUGAUGGUCAGGUUAGUGACCAGCCACUCUUGAGAGCUCUCGUCCACCAUGGCAAUAAUCCGGCAGAAACUCCCAACUCCUUGGAAUUUAAAGAUAAAUGUUUAGAAGCAGCUGUCCUACAAGGAUCCUACAGUAUGGACACCGUACAGUUUGAAGAGCUAAUAAAGAAUAUGAGUCAGCUUAUCGAAACUGGAGAGGUGAAUGAUGAUAUUGCAUCCCAAGUGAUCUACGAGGUGGUUGCUGAGUUAGCAAAGAUACAGCCUACAAGGGAGAAAUGGAGAGGAGCCCAACUUGAAUCUUCCACCACAAAACUGAAUAUGAAAAGUCAAAAUGUGUCUAGAGGCUUCAACUCAAAGAACCCAAACAGGCAAACUGUCAAGCAAAAAGGACUUGCUCUCAUGAAACAAAACAAAUUAACCCCAAUUUCCUUUAAUAAAACAAUAAAUUCGAGGAUUGGAAAUGCAGUUUUUAUUACCCAAAGUACUGAGAUCAUCAACUUGUUCUGUGACCUUGUUAAAACUAAUGGUGCUAAAUAUACAUGGACCAAAGAUGGAGCAGUACUACAGCCCUCAGAAAAAAUAAUACUGGAUGGAACCAGAAAAAUACAAAUUCGGAAUCCUACAAGGGAAGAACAAGGUGUAUAUGGAUGUACUGUGGUUAAUCAUCCUGAUUCAGACACAAAAACUUCCUCUGUGUUGUAUGCAGAGGGACCUGUCAUCUUGGCUGUGGCAAGAAAUUUCACAGAAGUAGAGCACGGCCGUCUGACUGUGACUGUCGGUGGCACUGCCAAGGCAACAGUGGGAGCCAACGUCACCAUGAAGUGUCCUGUCAAAGGUAUUCCUCAGCCUAAUAUUACUUGGUUAAAAAGAGGAGGAUCCCUGAGUGACAAUGCUUUCUUGCUUUUCAAUGGGUCCCUAGUACUGAAGAAUGUUUCACUUGAAAAUGAAGGCACAUACGUAUGCACAGCUACCAAUGGCCUUGGAAAAGCAAUGGCAGCGUCUGUUCUUCACCUGUCAAAACCAAGAUAUCCAGACAUAAGAGUUAAUUUGCCCCAAGGGAACAAGAAACAUGUUCUAAUAGCAUCCAACAUCAGUACAAAUAUCAGUUUGACAACUGGACAGAUGCUUCAUAUAGAAUAUAAUUGGGAACCUGGUGAAUGGACACACUGCUCUGCUACUUGUGGCAAUCUUGGAAGCCGCAUUCAGAGACCCCAGUGCAUGACAACAAAAAGACAAAAAGUCAAUGAGACCUUUUGUAAUCACCUCCAGAAGCCACAAAAUCUGGUCCAGGCCUGCAACAGACGUGACUGCCCUCCAAGGUGGCUGACAAGUAACUGGUCAGAAUGCUCUGUGUCUUGUGGCAAUGGAUUUCAACAUCGUCAGAUAACUUGUGAGCGGGUAAAAGCCAGCGGCAUCGUGCAGGCGAUGUCUCCAAAUGCUUGUGUCCAUAAAGAUCGACCUUUGGGCAGAAAACGUUGUUCAGGUCGAGCUUGUAAUGAAUGGGCAGUCCAAUUGGGGAGCCAGUGUUUGUCAGGGCAGUGUUCGGGCCGUGCCCAGGAGAUGCAGCGUCUGCCUGUGCUCUGUCAGCACCAAAAUGGCUCAGCGGUAUCUGACCUGGAUUGUGAUGAAAGAAAGAGACCCACCCUGAGGAGAAACUGCUCCUCUGAGCCAUGCGAUGUAUACUGGCGCACAGGCCCUUGGAGGCCCUGCACUGCAGCCUGCGGCAAUGGGUUCCAGUCCCGGAAAGUGGAAUGCAUACACCGAAAAAGUAGCCGACCUGUGGCGGUCCACCACUGUGCUUCUAGACAGAGACCAGUGACAUGGAAGCAUUGCAAUGUUACUUCCUGUGGUAAAGGAGAAUGCAAGGACACAACUCACUACUGUACAUUUGUAAAGAAUCUAAACUUGUGCUCGAUAGACCUCUACAAACAAAGGUGUUGCCAGUCUUGUCAAGAAGUAUAGCUCUGUGCAGAGUUCAUGGUGCUGCUAUGAAGAGGAGAAAGAAGUUCUUUGCAUGUAGCUGGUUCCAAAGUAUGUAUUCAGUGUAAGACUCCAGGCUUAAAAGUAAAAUGGAUGUUGAUGCAGAAACACUACAGUUAAGAGUGGAAUUUUUUUCCAUAAUUUUGGUUUUUUCUUCUUUGAUCAACAUUUCCAUGAUGAACUUUUAACACUUAAAAUUUUGUUGUCGUUGCUGUUCCAGAAUUUGAAAUACUACAGCACAUAAUCCAUUGAACUGAAUAGGCCCUUGUCAUGUUAUAAUCAGGAAAACACUAUUAUUACCAGUGCUCACUUCCUGUGAUUUGUAGGAAAUCAUAGUAGUUUAAUUCAUCUUGAAGACUUGGGAAGUGCAGCAACUGAUGACUGUUUCUCAACUUCGUAUUUUUAAUGUUUGUCGGAAUUCACAAGGUACUGAAAUUUCAGAUCCUCUGGCCAGUAGCUAUCAAAGUGAUGGUUGUCAUUGAUUGUAUUUUUCAUAGCUGGCUUUAAGAUUGGACUAUGAGGCAAACUCUCAGGACAAAUUUUCUCAAGAUUGGCUGGUGGCUAUCCAGUGUGGGAGAGCAUCUCCCAUCCUUAACCAGCAUUUAUGUACCAAAAUGGAAAAGACCAUUCUUGACAGCCUUGCCAUUUUCCACUGCAGAAAUCUGCAUUUUUUUAAUCAGAGGUAUUGUUGUUUGGCUUGGUUCCUCUUUUCUUCCACUCAGAUUGAAAUAUGAUCAGAGGGAAGCUCUGCUUAGUUUUUUCUACUGACUGAAUUAGAUUCAACACUUCCUUAGAAGAGCUGUGAAUGACACUUUGGUAAGCACUAUUCUCUUGCACAUGACUAAACAGGAGAAGCCUUAUCUGGUCCAGUCUGUGUCAAAUAUCAUUCCCUAGUAUUUUAUAUAUUUUUUUCAAUCCUCAAACUAAUAAGGAAUUGGUAUUUUAAGCAGGAAGCUUAAUAAUGAAACCAUUGAUUAUUUUCAUACACAUUGAGCUUCCAUUACUCAAAAAAAAAAAAAAAAAGGAACUUAAGCUUGUAUAUUAUAAAUUCUAAAACUAUUAUUGAAAGAGACUUCUCUUCCAUCUUCCUAUAUGUAUUGCCAAUUCUAAGCCUGAUUAACCAAAAAAAAAAGUCAGGAGAGGAGAGGUUGAGGGAAGAGAAAAAGAGUUAAGAAUUUAGCAUUUGGAUGACCCAGCAGUUUGAGGAAGGUGCUGUAGCUUCCCUGUUUACAUGCAAUAUUUUACCCAUUUGUAGCAAUGAUGAAAUCUGAGGGGGAAGCACAUCUCACUGUUUCUUGCCUCAAUGCCCAACAGAGGACGUGCAUUUUGGCUUUGGAUUUCUUAGAGGACAGAGCAGUCCACAGAGUUGGCACGUGUAAUUUGGAAAGCCACAGGUCUCCUAGGCCAUAAUUUUUAGCAUCACUGAAACUGAGAUGAGCACUACUGUAUCCCAAGGGCUUAGAAGGCACAGCAUUUGGUGGCUGUGUGGAGAGGAUACCCCAGAUGACAAGCUUUUUUUUUUUUUAAUCAGUAAUGGGUCUUGACUGUUGAAACAGGUUUUUAAAUUAAAAGGACAAAGAACAUUUGUAAGAUAACUUUUGUAUAUAUUUAUUGUAUGAUUCUUAAAGUGCAAUAUUUUGUUUUGUACAGUGUGUAAUAAAGAUUAUGGAACAUAUAUUUUUCUUAUUACCAAAAAUUCAUAUUAAAUUACUUCAUAUUUGUAUUUAAACAUUGAGUUAACAUUAAACAUUUCUUGUUUUCUAUUAUACCCUCUGGGUUGGGUUGAAUAUAUUCUUGCAAUAAGGAAGCUAUGUUUAUUACCAUCAAAAUGACAUGCCUGUGUAGUGUAUUGACUACUUUUACAGUAACAAAAAGUGUUCACCAUAUAUAUUUCAUAAAAACUGCUUCAAUAAUUCAGAAAUAAAAUUGACUCUGGUUAUUCAGCUGCA